UUCUGUACGCCAUCCGAACCCAACCAACCACUGUGACCGAAGAACUAUGCUUUAAUUUUAUCUAAUUUUGAAGAGAAUGAACAGCCCAAUCAAGUAAUUGGAGGAGUCGAGCUGCAGAAAAGCUCCAGAUUUGGCACCGAAAAGUAGAAGGAAACAUUCUCACUCCCUCUCCAUCGCUUUCAUUUUCUUCCAAUUUGGCAACCCAUUUCGUUUUACUCAACCAAACCUUCUCCUUCUUCCACCAUUCGCCAAAACCUCUCUUGAAAUCCAAGUUUCACUUCACCCACAUCCGGAUUUGGCUUAAGGGUCCUUCCAAUUCCAAGCUUCCCUCUCUUCUCUGUGCUUUAGCUUGUGGGUUGGGUAAUGACUCACUGUUUUGGAAUUUCAUCUCAUUUAAUUCUAAUGUACUGAUUAAGUGGGAGUGUUGAGCCCUCCUCUCGCAAUAGUAGAGAUUCCAGUAUUAGUAGGAUCUGGGGGAGUGGAAGGAGAAUGCAGAGCUAUUCUCCUGAUAAGAACAUCUCCUACUUGCUUGAUUUUCUUCGGCUGUUUCCGCCUUCUUCUACAUCUUUUUUGGGGGUUCUUUUGUUCUUCUGGGCAAUGCUGGUUCGCUGAGCUAUCUGGGUUUUGUUCUUCUUUGGGAAAAUUGAGAUAGAAUGGGACUUGUUGCUUCCGUCCAGAUUUUCUGCCUGAUCUCUGCCAUUCUGGUUGUGACCGCUGAUUCCUUUGCAUCAAAUGAAGUGUCGGCUCUUAAAACCUUCAAAGAACAAAUAUAUGAAGACCCAAAACGAGCUUUUUCAAGUUGGAAUUUACAAGUUGAAAAUCCUUGUAACUGGUCUGGUAUUGCCUGUUCUCCAGAUGGAGGCCAUGUCAUAAAGCUUAACGUUUCCGGGGCAUUGCUGAAAGGAUUUCUAGCACCAAGCUUGGGUCAACUCAGCUUCCUGCAAGAACUGUAUCUUCAUGGCAACAAUCUGAUUGGAACAAUACCCAAGGAACUGGGGUUACUAAAGAAACUCAAGAUCCUUGAUUUGGGGAUAAAUCGACUCUCAGGCCCGAUCCCUCCAGAGAUAGGGAGUUUAACAGAUGUUCUGAAAAUCAACUUCGGAUCGAACGGAUUGACUGGGAGGCUACCCCCUGAGCUGGGAAAUUUGAGAUACCUCAGAGAACUUAGGUUGGAUAGGAAUAAACUUCAUGGACCCAUUCCGGAUGGUGACAGUUCAGAUUAUACAUCCAAUAUGCAUAGAAUGUAUGCUCCAAGUGCAACUGACUUCUGUCACUCAACUGAGCUCAAGUUUGCAGAUUUUUCAUACAACUUCUUUGUUGGGAAAAUACCCAAGUGCUUGGACUAUCUUCCUAGGUCAAGUUUUCGAGGGAACUGCCUUCAAUACAAUGAUCCUAAACAGCGAACUGCAGCUCAAUGUGGUGCUGGUGCUCCACCUGCUGAAUUGCAUCCAGGAGGCAGCCCAAAGCACAUACCUGUUCAGCAUGCUUCCAUACACCAAAAAACUUCUAAACCUGCAUGGCUCUUAACUCUCGAAGUCAUCACCGGAAUAACCACGGGUUCUCUAUUCCUAAUUGCUGUGAUCACUUCUCUUCGAAGAUGCAAUGGAAAAUCCUCGAUCAUCAUUCCGUGGAAGAAAUCCUCAAGUGGGAAGGACCAUGUUACCCUUUACAUCGACACUGAGAUGCUCAAAGAUGUACCAAGCAUCAGCAGACAAGAGCUUGAAGUAGCUUGUGAAGAUUUCAGUAACAUUAUUGGCUCCUCAUCAGACAGUCUGGUGUACAAGGGCACCAUGAAAGGUGGGCCCGAGAUUGCUGUUAUCUCAAUAUGCAUUAAAGAAGAGAACUGGACAGACUAUCUUGAACUCUAUUUUCAGCGAGAGGUGGCAGAUUUAGCAAGACUAAAUCAUGAGAAUAUAGGAAAGUUGCUAGGCUAUUGUAAAGAAAGCAGUCCAUUUACAAGGAUGUUGGUUUUUGAAUAUGCAUCAAAUGGAACAUUGUACGAGCACCUUCAUUAUGGAGAAGGUUGUUUGUCUUGGACACGAAGAAUGAAUAUAAUUUUAGGCAUUGCCCGCGGACUUAAGUACCUUCAUAGUGAACUUCAACCACCGUUUACUAUAUCAGAGUUGAAUUCUGGUGCUGUAUAUCUUACCGAUGAUUUCUCACCCAAGCUAGUUGACUUUGAAAGUUGGAAGACCAUUCUUUCAAGGUCAGAAAAGAACUCAGGAUCCAUUGGAAGCCAAGGCACCCAAUGUAUUCUUCCAAAUUCUCUUGAAGCGCGCCAUCUCGACAUCGAAGGUAACAUCUAUUCAUUUGGUAUCCUUUUACUGGAAGUAGUCAGUGGGAGACCUCCAUACUGUAAGGACAAAGAAUGCUUGGUAGACUGGGCUAAGGAAUACCUCGAAUCACCGGAUGUGAUGUCUUGCUUGGUAGACCCAGAAGUGAAGCAUUUUGCACAUGAAGAUUUGAUGGCGAUAUGCGAGGUGGUAAAUCUUUGCAUUCAUCCACAACCCGCGAAGCUGGUUUGUAUGCAGGACUUAUGCAACAUGUUAGAGACCAGAAUCGACACCUCGGUCUCAGUUGAGUUGAAGGCGUCUUCUCUUGCUUGGGCUGAACUUGCACUUUCUUCAUAGAUGAUGUUCGAGCUAACACAGAUGAUCAGAUAUAUAUAUAUACAUAUACACAAAUGUAAUAGUUUUUCUUUUCUUAAUUUGAGUUUCUUUCUGUGUUCUUGUAAAUGCUUUGAGCGCCAGAGCAGAUGAAAUUCGUGCAUAAAUGCAUCAAAUGAUACAGGAAGGAAGCCCCUAAUCGUAAAAUGUUUAAAUUAAAGCAUUAAGGAGGUCUCCUCACAUUGUGCUUUAUCGUAAUUAAUACAAAUGAAUGCGUUCAUCUUC
Molecule: messenger RNA, 2891 nt
Organism: Momordica charantia (bitter melon)
Lineage: Eukaryota; Viridiplantae; Streptophyta; Magnoliopsida; Cucurbitales; Cucurbitaceae
Product: putative LRR receptor-like serine/threonine-protein kinase At1g63430
Biological process (GO): protein phosphorylation
Molecular function (GO): protein binding; ATP binding; protein kinase activity
Source: RefSeq, a predicted model, not a curated record